This is a messenger RNA of Phycomyces blakesleeanus NRRL 1555(-), 2187 nucleotides long. RefSeq lists its product as hypothetical. Gene Ontology annotation, molecular function: histone binding. The record is from RefSeq and is a predicted model, not a curated record. Gene Ontology annotation, cellular component: Set1C/COMPASS complex. Lineage: Eukaryota; Fungi; Mucoromycota; Mucoromycetes; Mucorales; Phycomycetaceae. The transcript is spliced from 2 exons. The coding region runs from base 6 to 1667 and encodes 553 amino acids.
CAACCAUGAAUCUCGUUGGACCUGAAGACAUCUCGCCACCAGCUACACCUCCAAGCAACAGUCCUGCUCGCCCCACACAAAGGCAUCGCAUCUCAUACUCUGACUUUUCGAUUGGAGAAAAUGCAGCUCAAUUAGCCGCAAUUUUUGAUGACCAUGAAUUAAACCAUCUUUUUCAGUUGAAGACAUCCUUUCAGCAAUUGACCUCUCAACAGCGUCAGUUUUUAUUAUAUGAAAUUAUCAACUGCUGCGAUAAUUCCCAACUUGCCUAUCUCAGUAAUCUUAUUGCACCCCGUCUCAAAGUUGAUUUCUUAAAGGAGUUACCGAUAGAGAUCUCUCUCCAUAUCCUGUCCUUUAUAGACGACCCAAAAACACUAGGGCGUAUAGCAUGUGUAUCAACCUUCUGGAACUCACUCCUCAAAGACGAAGCGACAUGGAAGGCACUGUGCAUGAAGCACCAAUAUAGACGACGCAACUCGAGCAUAUGUGGGGGUGAACUGCUUGAUCCACCCACACACCGUCUCAACUUCUCUUACCGAGAAUAUUUUAAGCGUAAAUAUAACAUUGCAGCUGCAUGGGCUCACGGCGGUCGAGUCAAGGUCAUCGAAGAAGGCUUCUCGGAUGGCCUUGUGACCUCACUCCAGUUUGAUGAAAAGUACAUUGUGGUUGGGUGCGAUAACCACCGCAUCGAGGUGUUUGACACGAGAACAGGAAAAAAGGUGCGAUCUUUAGAAGGCCAUGAAGGAGGCGUCUGGGCACUCCAAUUCAAGGGGGGUGACAAGAGAGACCCAGAGCGAGUCCUUGUUUCAGGAGGGUGUGAUCGUGAUGUUCGAGUUUGGGACUUGGAUACAGGAAGCCAACGUCAUGUAUUGCAUGGACACACAUCUACAGUCCGCUGCCUAAAGAUGAAAGAUAAGAGAAUUGUAGUUACAGGGUCGCGCGAUACGACACUCCGAGUCUGGGAUAUCAAGCGUGGUAUUCUGUUACAUGCGCUGAUUGGCCACCAAGCAAGUGUACGAUGCCUGGAUAUUGCCGGCAAUAUGAUCGUCUCUGGAUCAUACGAUUCGACUGCUCGUGUCUGGGAUCUUCAGAGUGGUCGCUGUAGACACACUCUUGCCGGACAUUACUCCCAAAUAUACGCUAUUGCCACCGAUGGCUACAAGGUAGUGACCGGUUCACUUGAUUCCCAGAUUCGUGUCUGGUCAGUCGAGACUGGCCAGUGUCUCAAUACCCUUCGUGGACAUACUUCGCUAGUUGGACAAUUACAGCUGUCAGGAAUGACUCUGGUUAGUGGAGGAUCUGACGGCUGCUUACGGAUAUGGGACCUCCAAAGCUACGAAUGCAUUCAACAGAUAUCUGCCCAUGACAAUUCAGUAACAUGUCUCCAAUUCGACGAUCGCCGUAUGCUCAGUGCUGGAAACGACGGAAAGAUCAAAUUAUGGGAUAUUCGCCAGGGACGACUCAUAAGAACCUUUACACAACCAGCAAAGACGGUGUGGAAGAUUCAAUUUAACGACACAAAGGCAGUAGUUGUAAUGCAGCGACAACGGUCCUCGAAUUCAGAUGCAGAAGAUGGCAAAACAGUGAUGGAAAUUCAUGACUUUGAUGUUAUGAAAAUGCCUCCAGAGACUCAAGAUGCGGAUGUGCUCAUGGGCACACACUUCAUGUAGACUUUUCUUUUUCUUUUUCUUUUUGCUUUUGCUUUUGUUUUGUUUUCAUUACCCUCCUAUAUUUCUCCCUCUACUCCUAUCUCAAACCCUUAAACACUAUCACACUCUCACACUCUCACACUCACAUUCACACACUCACUCACUCACUAUAACUCACAAUACAUUCAUAUCUAACUCACCCGUAAACUCACUCACAAACACACCUCUUUAUCCUGAUCUCUCUUGAUCUCCCUCCUUCCCUAUCUAUAUCAUCUUCUCUUGUUCAUUCUUUUAUGUUAUGUUAUUUCCUCCUUCUUUAUUUUAUUCCUAUUUUUUUGCCUUUAUUCCUUAUAAAGCAUCACUAGUUCCUUGUCCAUGUUUUUCUUUUCCAUCCCUUACACAUUCAUGCAUCGUUUCUUUCUUGUUUUAUUGUUAUUUUUAUUACUAUUAUUUAUUGAUGUGUCCAUCGCGUGAAAAGAGAAGAGCCACCAAAAGCCGAACAGAUUUUUAUGUAUAUUAUAUAUAUAUGUGUUCUGCUUAU